AUGGGGCGCGCGGCGCUCUGGCUGUCGCUGUGCGCGCUGGCGCUGCGCCUGCCGCCCGGCCUCCCGCAAAUGGUGGCUACAAACGUGCCCCCCGAAGACCAGGAUGGCUCCGGCGACGACUCGGACAGCUUCUCUGGCUCCGGAGCAGGCGCUCUGCAGGACUUCGCCGUGUCACAGCCGACCUCCUUCACCUGGAGGGACAUGGGGCUCCUGACUGCCAUGCCCACGGCCCCAGAGCCCACCGGGGACGAUACCACGGCCGCCUCCACCUCCAUCCUGCCCGAUGGAGCAGGAGAGCAGGAGCGAGACACGGUGCUCCUGGCCCACCUGGAACCGGGCUCUCCCAGCCGGGAACAGACCACCCACCCGCCCAGCGAGACCACGCCAUACCCCACCACCCACCGGGCAGCGACAGCCAGAGCCACCGCUGCCCAGGCGUCUGUCAGCUGGCAUCCCGUCAGGGCCAUGCAGCCUGACCACCACGAGACCUCGGCCCCCGAGGGCCUCGGCCCGCUCGAUCCUCACCCUGCUGACCCUCACACGACCGUCACGGAGGAGAGGGGUCCUUCGGCCACCGAGAGGACUGCCGAGGCCGGGCCUGCCACCCAGUUCCCCAAAGGAGAGGGCUCUGGGGAGGAGGACUUCACCUUCGACGUGUCCGCGGAGAGCACCACUGGGGCUCCCGAGAAGCCAAAGCUGUCAAAGGAACUUUCAGUGGAUGGCAAGGCCAGCGGGGCCACCGGGGCCUCGCAGGGCCUCCUGGACAGGAAGGAAGUGCUGGGAGGGGUCAUCGCUGGCGGCCUGGUGGGGCUCAUCUGCGCCGUGUGCCUGGUGGGCUUCAUGCUGUACCGGAUGAAGAAGAAGGACGAGGGCAGCUACUCCCUGGAGGAGCCCAAGCAAGCCAACGGCGGGGCCUACCAGAAGCCCAGCAAGCAGGAGGAGUUCUACGCCUGA
Molecule: messenger RNA, 954 nt
Organism: Pipistrellus nathusii (Nathusius's pipistrelle)
Lineage: Eukaryota; Metazoa; Chordata; Mammalia; Chiroptera; Vespertilionidae
Source: the annotation of a GenBank genome assembly